Molecule: messenger RNA, 2829 nt
Organism: Cylindrotheca closterium
Lineage: Eukaryota; Bacillariophyta; Bacillariophyceae; Bacillariales; Bacillariaceae
Source: the annotation of a GenBank genome assembly
AUGACGCAAGCAAGCUACAGUAAUAAUGUCAUGCAACACACACGAUUUCUCAUUCUCACCUUUCCUUUCAUUCUCUGUUGCUUUUAUUUCUCUCUUCGAUCAGGUGCCCAGAGCGUCGUGGUUGGGCUCUCGGUUCUAUGCUCUGCCGUUUAUCUGAUUUCAUCGCGGCGACAGCGAAGGCAACGUAGUAGUGUCCCAGAAAAGUCUCUACCUGAAGAAACACACGGUCAUCGAAGUGUGGAAGACAUUUUGGCAGAGAUUGAAAAUAUGGAUAUUCACAACAUCGAGUUGGAUCCCCAUGCGAUGAAAUAUCUUGCAACUGUCGAGGCCUAUCUGAAAUGCUUUGACCAACUAACAGAGUUGUACAACGAUGUCGACCCAAGUCACAAACUUGCCAAGUAUUACUUGCCCGACAUUAGCCGUCCUAUUCAACAACAUUCCAUGAAUGGUGAUCCUGUCAAGGAUCUUGACGAAUUGUAUGAAGUUGCAGAAGUCAUGCUUCCUGUCUUUAUCAACAAGAUGGAAAGUCUUGUCAAACAACAACAAGCUAGUAGUAGUACUCCUACCACUUCAGAGGAGGAGAAAGAAUCAUCAUGCGGCAUCGAGUUCAAGCUUCCUCCAUGGCAACACAAACUCAAGAGGAGACAACGGGCGUCCGAAAAAGCCAAAGAUGACUAUUCGGAAAAGGGACCUGGUCCACCCGAAUCGUGGCUCAAUGACAUUGUACGCGGCAGCGUAGUGUUCAAUGACAUGGACCAACUCGUAGAAUUUCUCGAGCUCAUUCGAAACGACGAUUCCAUUCAAAUUGUGAAAUCCAAAAAUCGUUUUCGCAAUCCCACCAUUUCCGGGUAUCGGGAUUGGCAGUUGCAAUUUUUGAUUUCCAAUGGUGGCAUUGAACACACGUGCGAACUCCAACUCCAUUUGGAUGCCAUCAAAGAAGCUGGUGUUAUGCUUGGAUCACACGAUUACUACGAGUUUUUUCGAUUGUAUUACGCUGCUGGAAUGAUGCAUGCUACUUUGGAAGAGCGGCUAGAUGAUUUGAGAAUGACGACAGGCCAAGGCGGUUCAAUGAACAAGGAAUUCUUGAGCAAUGUAACGAAGAAUCCGCUCGAAUUGUCGCAGAUGCUGCGGCUUGCCGAUCUGUUUGAGAACCAUGUGCAUGAUUAUCAGCUAGCCAUGAUGAUUACAAAUGCCAUCAGACCAAGUUUGCAACCAAGAGAUUGGUACACGAGAAUGGGAAAUCUGUUUUGGCAGCAAGGGAAGUCGGAGGAUGCAGUUGCACUCUACGAAGAGGCAUUGGUCAUUCAAUUGCAGGCAGUUGGACCGGACCACAUUGAUAAUGCUGAGACCUUUUCCAGCAUGGCUGAUGCGUUGGUGAAGCAAGGCAGGCUAGGAGAAGCAAUGGUAUUGUACCAGAAGGCCCUAGACAUUGCAAUCAAGACAUUUGGGCCUGACCAUGCUGCUGUGGCAACAAUUUAUAAUAAUAUGGCAAACAUUCUUACAAAUCAAGAAAGAUUCGACGACGCUCUAACGAUGUAUCAACAAGCGCUGGGUAUUCGAUUGAAGGCACUUGGGCCAGACCAUGCGCUCACGGCACAUACUUACGCCAGCAUGGCAAGUGUGCUACACCAUCAAAACAACCUAGAGGAAUCUUUGGCCUUUUAUCAGAUGGCAUUGGUCAUCUUUUUCAAGGCACUUGGACCUGACCAUGCCGAUACGGCACAUACCUACGCCAACAUGGCAACUGUUCUAAACAAAAAAGGCGUGUCCUCUGGGCGAAUGGGCACAACGAGUAGGGAGCAUUCACGCUCAAAGAGACGUAACUCCAAGGAGCUGUCCAAGAAAACCGUGUCUUCGUUGACGGAAAUCAUGGGCGAAGCUGACCCUGGGGCGGAGGAAAACAAAGCCGAGGAUACUGACGAAGAGAAAGCGAAGCUGUCACGAAAACCAAGACAACGCCGAGCUCGUCGUAGACGGAGGAAUCAGUUUGGUGGGUCAAGUUUGGAAGCUAUUAGUGAGGACGAAUCUGAAGAUGAUUCAGAAGGUUUAUCCGAGUCGGAACCCGUCGGUACGCCGUCCCUUGAUUCUUCUUUUCCAGACCAACCAACCCCUGCUUCUCCUAGUACUAUCAAUCUGGAAAAUAUGGAAAGCAGGCCUCAGGAAGAAGCGAUAGCGUUGCCCCAAAAUGUGGUGGAACUUCCAAGUCAAGCAGAUAUGGCUAACUCCUACAUGAGCAUGGCGGUUGCCCAACAGAAUCAAGGGAAGUUGGACGAAGCAAUGGAAUUGUACCAAAAGGCGCUAGAGACUCUGUUGGAGGUGUUUGGACCUGACCAUGCCAAGACGGCAGACGCCUACUUUGGCAUUGCGAAUGUCCUAAAAGAUCAAGAUAAGCUGGAGGAAGCAAUGGUAUCAUUCCAAAAAACAUUGGAAAUUCGGUUGGAGGUUCUCGGAGAUGACCACAUUGACACUGCAGAUACGCACAGUGGCAUUGGUGAGAUCCUUUGCAAGCAAGGCAAACUGGAUGAUGCUCUGAUUGAAUGUCAAAAAGCGCUCGACGUUCAAUUGAUCGCUGCAGGUGCUGAGGAUCAUUCUUCGACAGGAAAUACCUUUCACACCAUUGCAAAGAUCCUCUUCCAUCAAGACAAACUGGUGGAAGCAAUGGCACUGUGCCAGCAUGCAGUUGCAAUUUAUUGGAGGACCCUUGGACCAGGCCAUCCAUCGACGGCAAAAGCAAAGGAACUCAUGGAACUUGCCCAACACAUGAUGACGGAGAAAUGUGUCAAGCGAAAGCGAAAAGAAAUACUGAGACCGGCCAAUCAAACCGAUUGA